Balaenoptera acutorostrata (minke whale) is the source of this 1739-nucleotide messenger RNA. RefSeq names its product tropomyosin alpha-3 chain. Gene Ontology annotation, cellular component: actin filament. Gene Ontology annotation, molecular function: actin filament binding. The record is from RefSeq and is a predicted model, not a curated record. The transcript has a single exon. Bases 59 to 805 code for a protein of 248 amino acids. NCBI's taxonomy places the organism in Eukaryota, Metazoa, Chordata, Mammalia, Artiodactyla, Balaenopteridae. Gene Ontology annotation, biological process: muscle contraction; actin filament organization.
UGCAACGCCGAGCGGAGGAGGCAGGAACCCUAAGGCAAGCAGGGGCUGGGUGGGGACCAUGGCUGGGAUCACCACCAUCGAGGCGGUGAAGCGCAAGAUCCAGGUUCUGCAGCAGCAGGCCGAUGAUGCAGAGGAGAGGGCCGAGCGCCUCCAGCGGGAAGUGGAGGGAGAAAGGCGGGCCCGGGAACAGGCUGAGGCUGAGGUGGCCUCCUUGAACCGUAGGAUCCAGCUGGUUGAAGAGGAGCUGGACCGCGCUCAAGAGCGCCUGGCCACUGCCCUGCAAAAGCUGGAGGAAGCUGAGAAAGCUGCUGAUGAGAGUGAGAGAGGUAUGAAGGUUAUUGAAAACCGAGCCUUAAAAGAUGAAGAAAAAAUGGAACUCCAGGAAAUCCAACUCAAAGAAGCUAAGCACAUUGCAGAAGAGGCAGAUAGGAAGUAUGAAGAGGUGGCUCGUAAGUUGGUGAUUAUUGAGGGAGACUUGGAACGCACAGAGGAGCGAGCUGAGCUGGCAGAGUCCCGUUGCCGAGAGAUGGAUGAGCAGAUCAGACUGAUGGACCAGAACCUGAAGUGUCUGAGUGCUGCUGAAGAAAAGUACUCUCAAAAAGAAGACAAAUAUGAGGAAGAGAUAAAGAUUCUUACUGAUAAACUCAAGGAGGCAGAGACCCGUGCUGAGUUUGCUGAGAGAUCGGUAGCCAAGCUGGAAAAGACAAUUGAUGAUUUGGAAGAUAAACUGAAAUGCACCAAAGAGGAGCACCUCUGUACACAAAGGAUGCUGGACCAGACUCUGCUUGACCUGAAUGAGAUGUAGAGCACCCCAGUCCCAUCCUGCCGCUGCUCCUCCCUCUGACCCCGACUCCGCUGAGGCCAGCCUGCCCGAAGCUGACCUUUAAACUGAGGGCUGAUCUUUAACUGGAAGGCUGCUUUUUCCUUUCGCCACCUCUCCCACCCCCACCCCUGUGUCCUUUUCGCCAAACUGUCUCUGCCUCUCCCCAGAGAGUCCAUUUGGGCUAGAGGCUGAGCACCUUUGGGAACAACGUUUAAGGGAAUGUGAGCACAAUGCUAAGUGUCUUUAAAAGCAUGUUGUGAUGUACACAUUUUGUAAUUAUCUUUUCUGUUGUUGUUGAUGUAGCAGCCAUUUGUAAAACAUUCCAGAUAAUUCCAUAGUUUUGAAGCAGCAGUCUAAUCCCUUUCUCACUUUUGGAAGGUAACUUUUCAGCUUAAUGCAUGUUGCCCUCUCCGUAGAGGAGGGGAAAAGGUAUGGGCAUGCCUUACUGAGAGCCAAACAGCCCAGAGAAGGACUCCAUUUUGGGAAACCUUAUUGCUCUGUAAAAAGUACCCGCCAAACCAGAAAGGUGAUUCCAGAAGGAGUUAGCCAAAAAAAAAAAGCUCUGUUCAGGUUUUCAGCUUUACGGUAUCUUUGGGCAACUUUUUUUUCCAUCAGAAGUGACCAGAUGAAAUCAAGAUGGUGAGACCUCUGAGACCAAAUCCUUGUCCCAGCUCUACCCUGUUCCCAGCCGCUCACAGAAUGGGUCAUGUGCCCCUUAUUUUGAGGCGACCACUUAUUUGCUCUCCCGCCUCCUUGAAAGAAAGGAAAGAAAAUUAUGUUUUACCACUGAUUUAGCCAUAUGAAACUCAUCUCAUCACCCUUUUCUGGGUCUGAAGCUGCUGUCUCUAAAAGUGCCAUCUCAUUGUGCAUUGUAUCAGUUAGUGCUGGAGAAAUCUUGAAUAGCUUAUGUACAAAA